CGGUUGGCCCGCACGCUCUUCCGGGUCCUGGGAGUAGGGAACCCGGACCUAAGCCCCGCCCCUCCGGGGCGGAGUCACGGCUCGCAACUGGCCUAAGUCGCCGCAGGACACCAUGAAGCAGCUGCCAAUCUUGGAACCUGGAGACAAGCCCAGGAAAGCAUCAUGGUACACCUUGACUCUCCCUGGAGACAGCCCCUGUGCUCGAGUUGGCCACAGCUGUUCGUAUUUACCCCCAGUUGGUAAUGCCAAGAGAGGGAAGGUCUUCAUUGUUGGAGGAGCAAAUCCAAACAGGAGCUUCUCAGAUGUGCACACCAUGGAUCUUGGAAAACACCAGUGGGACUUAGUUACCUGCAAGGGCCUCUUGCCCCGGUAUGAACAUGCUAGCUUCAUUCCUUCCUGCACACCUGACAGUAUCUGGGUAUUUGGAGGUGCCAACCAAUCAGGAAAUCGAAAUUGUCUACAAGUCCUGAAUCCUGGCACUCUGACCUGGUCACAGCCAGAGACACUCGGAAAUCCUCCAUCCCCCCGGCAUGGCCAUGUGAUGGUGGCAGCAGGGACAAAGCUCUUCAUCCAUGGAGGCUUGGCAGGGGACAAAUUCUAUGAUGAUCUCCACUGCAUUGAUAUAAAUGACAUGAAAUGGCAGAAGCUAAGUCCCACUGGCGCGGCUCCAGCAGGCUGUGCUGCCCACUCAGCUGUGGCUGUGGGAAAACACUUGUACAUCUUUGGUGGAAUGACUCCUGCAGGAGCACUGGACACAAUGUACCAGUAUCACACAGAAAAGCAGCAUUGGACCUUGCUUAAGUUUGAUACUUUUCUACCCGCUGGACGAUUGGACCACUCCAUGUGUAUCAUUCCAUGGCCAGUGACAUGUGCAUCUGAGAAAGAAGAUUCCAAUUCUCUCAGUCUGAACCAUGACACUGAGAAAGGGGAUUCAGCUGACACAGUAAUGACCCACAGUGGUGACUCACAUGAGGAAAGCCAGGAUGAUACACUGCUCUGUUUUGUGUUUGGUGGGAUGAAUACAGAAGGGGAAAUCUAUGAUGAUUGUAUUGUGACUGCAGUUGACUAAUAAAACCCACGUUUUCAUUACCUGUCA
Cebus imitator (Panamanian white-faced capuchin) is the source of this 1096-nucleotide messenger RNA. RefSeq names its product Rab9 effector protein with kelch motifs (gene RABEPK). Gene Ontology annotation, molecular function: protein binding. Bases 113 to 1069 code for a protein of 318 amino acids. The transcript has 7 exons. NCBI's taxonomy places the organism in Eukaryota, Metazoa, Chordata, Mammalia, Primates, Cebidae. The record is from RefSeq and is a predicted model, not a curated record.